Messenger RNA from Sycon ciliatum, 1069 nucleotides. RefSeq lists its product as uncharacterized. The transcript has 2 exons. The coding region runs from base 123 to 770 and encodes 215 amino acids. The record is from RefSeq and is a predicted model, not a curated record. Lineage: Eukaryota; Metazoa; Porifera; Calcarea; Leucosolenida; Sycettidae.
GUGAAUUCAGUCAUUGGACGGGAAACUUCUUCAACUCUACGAAACUUCAAGCGGCAUUUCUCCCUAGCCAGGCCCACUGCAGUCAAGUCAAGUCUCCACGAAGUUCCACGGUGCUCGCAAGGAUGUCUUCGCCUCAAGCUGUCGCUCUCCUUCUCCUUCUCCUUUGCGGACUUCACUCAGCUAACGCGUGGUGGAAAUGCCACGAGUGUAUCAACUCGUUCACGGUCAACUUGCAAGUGACCCCUGCUCGCUUUGCCGGCAGUGAUAACGAGGGACCAAUGUCACAUCAUCUAGAUCUGCUAUUUGCCUGCAACCCCAUCCCACUGUUCAGUGAUCUGAGUGAACUACUGGAGAAGAACGAUCAUCUAGUGGAGAGUCUUAUUCCAAACAUCACUCUGCCGGAGUUCAAGAGCAAACACCCUGCCAGUGUUGCAUUUGAUACCGUGCGGCAGGACAUCCCUCUCGAUGGCAUCAUUCUCCGACUCCACAGCCGUACGUACACAGAGGAAUUGAGCGUUAACGUCACGAAUAUCUGCGGCACAUGUGUAACACCAAAGAUGAUCAAGGAGAUCGCCAUCAAGGCUGGAAACACGGACGGUAUUCAAGUUCGCAGUGUCAGCGUCUUCGCCAACUUCAAGGACAAGACGUCCGGAUUUGUGGCCCUGGACACUAGGUUUCCGCUAGCACGUGGAUUUGGCUGGGUGGACACCAACCAUUUCCCAUCAGGUCUAAGCCAGACUGUUCUGCCUCUGACCAAGACUGGCUGUUAACACACCACGUGACCAGUGUGUGGCUGUUAACACACCACGUGACCAGUGUGCACCCAGUCAUUAUUAUCCACGUUUUGCAACGGUCUUCAGCUUGACAAAUCUUACUUUUUCCAGUACAUGCUUUCUGCAAUGUAGAUCCAAAUUCACUUCCGCAAUUAUGACCUGCACUUUUAUUACUAGCUAGUAUUAUUCCUUGUGUUCACAAAUCGCGAUAUUGCUAAUCUUCAAUUCAAGAGCGUAGAAAAAGAAAAAGAAAGAGAAAAAGAGAGAAAAAGCCUAUUGUGGGUUUGCCUUGACAA